AUAACGACGACACCCACAUCUCUGUCCGCAGCGCGUCAGUCGAGGCGCCAGUCCGCCCUGAGGGAGCCCGUCGUCAGCAACGAGCCAGCACGGCCCCUCGUCAUCAGCCAAGUGGCCGUGCCGCUGGCCGUGCCGCUCGCCGUGCCCGUCGACGACGCGCGGGCCGCCGACUCCAGCGCCACCCAGCCGCCCGCCGCUCCCCCCGGGACCGUCCCCGUCAACGUCCUGACCCUGGCCGGGCCACUCACCGCGGCCGAGGCGGCCUCUCCACCAGGAAAGGGCUCAGCCCGCGACCGCGCCCGCUCCAGGCUGAUGCGCGAGCGCGCCACAACCAAAGGUCUGGAACGCUUUUUCCAGCGCCUUCUGAGCCGCAAGCUGCAGGUGGACUUCUAGGCGCCGCCUCCGGCUCGGUGCCUCGCUACGCCCUCUCGGACAUCGUCGUCUCGCCCGUGCAGACCGGCGGCGCCUCCUUCCUCGACUCGUCGACGGGGGCCUUCACCUCGAUGGCCGGCGGGCUGGGGCUUCCCUUCCGCGGCCAGCAGUUCGCCGGGCCGCUGGGGCCGUACCAGCCGCAGGAGCAGCAGCAGACCGCCUACAUGGUGGACGAGUACCCCUCAAUGUUCUCGGACGGCGCGCAGUACGUGCGCUCGGCGGCGCAGCGCGCGGCCGACUCCGGGGCCAUGGCGGCGCACGCCGCGGUACGUCAGGCGACGGACUUUGCGUCGUCGGCCACGGGCGCCGGCCUGGGGGCUGCCAGGGGCGCCGUCGACAGCGGGCGCUGGGCGGCCUCCACCGGGCUGAACCUGGCCGACGGAGCGCUGAGGCAGGCCGACAAGCUGUCCUCCGAUGCACUCCGCGCCCAGAUGAGAGCCGCCGAUCAGGCAGUGGACUUCAUAGUGCCGCCCUCGCUGUCCAACGGUGCUCCGGCCAGGGUGAGCGCGCAGACGCAGGCCACGCAGACCAUGCAGGCGCAGCCCCGGGAGGCCGCACUCCGCUUCCCGCCCGCCUUCAGCCUCAGCGUCAUGAACCCUGGCGCCUACUACCCGGACGUCCGCGCCGCGGGCGGCAUGGAGGUGUCGGCGUCCUCGCCGCAGAUGUCGGUGCUCACCCAGCGGUCCAUCAGCAACGACCAGAACGCCAGGAUGGCGGACCCGCGGGGCGUUCUGAGCGACGCGGCCACGGCAGUGGCAGGGGCCGUGGAGAACGCCUACCACACCGUGGCCUCGGGCGUGCAGUCGGGUGCGCACGCCGUGUCCGACGUGGUGCACAACGUCGCCCAUGACGUCUCCUCUGGCGUGCACACUGGAGCGGCGGCGGCCUCUGACGUCGCGCAGGACACCUACCAGGGCGUCGUCCAGGGCGUGCAAUCCGGGGCCAACGCGGCGAGCGAGACGGCGCAGGGCGUCGCCCACGGCGUCGUGAGCGGCGUACAAUCCGGCGUGUCGACGGCGUCGAACAUCGCGCAGGACGCCUACCAGGGCGUAUCGUCUGGCGUGCAGUCCGGAGUGUCGUCGGCGUCCAACCUCGCGCAGGACGCGUACCAGGGCGUCGCGACGGGUGUGCAUGCGGGCGCGUCGACGAUCUCAGACCUGGCCUCCGGGGCUCUGGGGGCAGCGCAAGGCUUCGCGCACGGCGCAGGCCACGGGCUGCAGCACGCGGUCCACCAGAUCGGCAGCCUGGGCCACCCGGCCGAGGACGACAAGCUCAUGGCGCAGGCCAGAGCCGCGUCCGCCCUCGACCCUCUGCAGGCCGCAGCCAGCCAGGCCGCGCAGGCCGUGCACGCCGUCCAGGGCGCGGCGGGCUCCGCGAGGGACUUCGUCACCAGCACUGCGCAGCAGGGUGUCAACGUGGCGCAGAACGCCCAGGACGCCGCCGUCCGGCAGGUGCACGACGUGGCCGGCAAGGUGCAGGGCUCGGUGAUGGACGUGGCGGGGCAGGUGCGAGGCUCGGUGCAAGACGUGGCCGGGCAGGUGCGAGGCACGGUGCAGGAAGUGGCCGGGCAGGGCGCGCAGGCGGUGCGCGGCGUCACGGACGCCGUCAGGAACACGGCCGUCAACGCCGCGGGCGAGGUCCGCGGCCAGGUGCAGGACCUACAGCAGGCCGUCAAGAGCACGGUGCUGGACGCGCAGAACGCGGCGCGGGACGCCAUCCUGGCGGCGGCCUCCCAGGGCACCUCCAAGAGCCAGCAGAUGUCGCAGAAGGCGCUGGACGCGGCGCAGGACGCCGUCACGGCCGCCAUCGACAAGGUGAAGAAGGCCAUGAACCUGGCCUCGACCACCGGCAGCGAGUCGGCCCGCAGCGCCGGGGACGCCGCCGCCCAGGGCAUCGGCCUGCUGAGGUCGGCGUACCAGAGCUUCCAGCCCGGUGAUCGCGGUGCGACCAGUCUCGGCAACCUGAACGUCGGUCUGAGCCCCGUGUUCAGCAUGACGCCCAACCAUGCCGUCCUGGGCUUCGGGUCCAACCCCUCCGGCCGCUCGUCCUUGUCGUGGAGGUGGACGCGGUCACCGUCCACCGGCGUGAUGCUGCACAACGAGGAGCCCAGCCCAGGUCUAGGCAUCGCCAAGCACGUGCCCUCCGCCGACGCCCUUCACACGCCAGUUUAUAUCGACACGCCGUAAAUACUACUGACGUAGCAAUAAUUUUUUAAUUUUUUUAAAAGACUCAAGGGCCUUAUAUAUGUGCAAUUCGACAAGCGUUCAAAAACUAAUAUUCGGGCACAUUGAGGGUGCUUUGUUUGUGAUGUAAAAUUUCCCAAAAUGUAUGUAAACCUUAGUACAAAAACAUUGACAAAGUUUCGACCAGUGACCUAUUGGAUAUUGGAGUUAUAUGUGUAAGUUUAGUUGUAAAUGGAAUUAUUUUAUUAAAUGAACAUGUUUACAGUAAAACAACGAA
Molecule: messenger RNA, 2892 nt
Organism: Frankliniella occidentalis (western flower thrips)
Lineage: Eukaryota; Metazoa; Arthropoda; Insecta; Thysanoptera; Thripidae
Exons: 3
Coding region: 504-2618 (704 amino acids)
Source: RefSeq, a predicted model, not a curated record